Cooperia oncophora is the source of this 339-nucleotide messenger RNA. NCBI's taxonomy places the organism in Eukaryota, Metazoa, Nematoda, Chromadorea, Rhabditida, Trichostrongylidae. The record is from the annotation of a GenBank genome assembly.
AUGACAAAAGCUACAAUUAUUGGAAUGGGUGCGAAGUUAUACGACGAAUAUUUGAAAAUGAAUGUCGAUUUCAAGUCGCUUUACGACUUGAGAUCUAUUCGUUUGGUUUAUUCAACUGCCUCACCACUGAAAGCUGCUGCAUUCCAUUUUAUCAAUAAUAGCAUUAGUCCUGGAGCUGUCAUCGGUUCUAUUUCUGGCGGCACUGACAUAAUUGGAUGCUUCAUGGGUUGUUCUCUAUCCCUGCCAGUACAUCCCGGAGAAUGCCAAUGUUUGUACUUGGGAAUGGACGUGAAAGCCUUCGACCGCGAUGGUGGGUUCUUGUCCCAAGGUGACAAGUAA